Molecule: messenger RNA, 1705 nt
Organism: Achroia grisella
Lineage: Eukaryota; Metazoa; Arthropoda; Insecta; Lepidoptera; Pyralidae
Product: delta(3,5)-Delta(2,4)-dienoyl-CoA isomerase, mitochondrial
Exons: 9
Coding region: 145-1026 (293 amino acids)
Cellular component (GO): mitochondrion
Molecular function (GO): delta(3,5)-delta(2,4)-dienoyl-CoA isomerase activity
Source: RefSeq, a predicted model, not a curated record
UAAUGUUCACAGAACUGAACAAAAUAAAAAUUUGAACUCCAAUCUCGAGUCGUUCGCAUCGUCUUGUUCCAAAGUUCAAUUCGUAUUAUUAUUGCACUUAUGUUCAUGCUUUUAAACUUUUUCUAAUUAUCUUCACAUCCAAUAAUGGCAUCGUUAGUUAAAUCUAUUAUUUUUAAUCAACGAAACAAAAUUUCAAGCACUUUGUUAAGAGCAUACUCAGCUAAGAGCGAUGUCACUCAGUAUGAAACACUGGCGGUGUCUGUGCCAAAAAAAAAUGUCUUCCAUGUGGAAUUGAAUCGACCAGACAAACUCAACACUUUCAAUGAGGCACUCUGGAAGGAUUUGGGUACAUGCUUCAAGUCUUUGCAUGAGAAUCCUGAAUGCAGAGUGGUCGUGCUGUCCGGUCGAGGGAAGCAUUUUACAGCUGGUAUUGAUCUCAAAAGUCUCCUGAGCAGUUUCACCAAAGCCAACGAGAUUGAGGACGCGGCGCGUAAAGCGAGGGUGUUCUAUCAGCUGAUCAAGAGAUUCCAGAUAAAUGUAGUACACCAGUUCAUUGUUAUCGGUGCUGGCGUCAAUCUGAUUACUGCAGCUGAUGUCAGGUACUGCACUGAAGAUGCCUGGUUUCAGGUGAAAGAGGUGCAGAUUGGUCUAGCUGGUGAUGUGGGUGUGUUGCAACGAUUACCUAAAGUGAUUGGCAGCGCGUCUGUAGCCAGGGAACUGUGCUAUACAGCUAGGAAGGUGUCAGCUCAAGAGGCGUUACAGAUUGGUCUGGUCAGCAAAGUGUUCCCCGAUAAGGAGACCGCUAUAAGCGAAGUGCUGAAUGUAGCUGAGACUAUAGCCAGCUUAAGUCCAGUGGCUGUUCAAGCGACGAAGCAGAAUCUCGUCUACUCUCAAGACAGGAUUAUCGCUGAUGGGUUGGACCAUAUAUGUUUAAUAAAUUCUAUAAACCAUCAGAGUGAAGAUAUAACCAAAGGUGCUAUCGCGCAAGUUACCAAAAGUGGACCAGCAGAGUAUGAGAAUUUGUAAAGAAAGCAAAAAAAAAAACAAGAUCACUUCAUUAGUAUAGAUUAUGGUUUCUCAACCUCAUUUUAAUCGCCGCCCACUUUGAGAAUAUUUGUUUUUCUAGCCUACAACUUUUAGAUAGAUAUAUAGAAUAUAUUUGUAACAUACUGCAAAAGGCAUAAACAAUAUAUUAAAGAAUACAUGUGUAGUUACAAUAAGCCGGCCUUACUGCUGACAGCAACAAUUUUUUCUUAUCAUCUGCCUUGAAUUUGAGGCAGUUAUAACCACAAUUAUAUUUAAACGUGAUUUUGUAUUUAAAACCAAAAAGCAGCUAUCAAAUCAAGUCAAAAAUCAUUUAUUGAUGUAGGACAUUUUAGGCAUUAGGUUUGAACGUAAAUUUUUUUGUGUUAAUAGUUUUUUUAGAUAAAGAAUAUAUCAAUAUACUCAUCUCUUUUUAUCUCAUUGGGUUAGACAAAGAAAGUCAUAUAUGUUCAUAUAAUUAUUAUUGAUUUUUUCUGCUACCAAGCAACUAGCUUUGUGAGACUUUAACUCAAAACAGUAUCUGUUUCUGAAAUCUCACAUAGCUAAGAGUCAUAAUAGCCCCUUAGUCCUUUGGAAUGGCAAUGCACGAGACUUAUCAUGGUCGUCACGUGAUGACGUGAUGUCGUGAUGCACCGAUACACAAAGUAUGUAUAUAGGCGAU